CCACCAAGGUCUAGCAGGUCUGUUUGCUUCCAUUCAGCCACCAAGUGGUGGUGGGUGCCAUCCUCCCUCCCCACCCCCCCCUUUGGGACCAACCAUCUCCAGCCCUGCUAGUCCACCAAAGCAAGGCUCCUCAGGGAAUAAUAUUCUCUGGUUGUCGUGUAAUCUGACUGAGCUAAGGGCCGGAGGAGUAAGGGCAGCAAGAACCACACUCGCAACAAUGUUAAUGGAACUGGAGACCUCCGAGGGGGUAGAAGAGUCAGAGAAACAGAGCUCCAAGGCCCCGGAAAGGGAACCCCCCAGCAGGAUGGCUGACCUCUCUGAGCUCCUGAAGGAAGGGACCAAAGAAGCACAUGACCGGGCAGAAAACACCCAGUUUGUCAAGGACUUCUUGAAAGGCAACAUCAAGAAAGAGCUGUUUAAGCUGGCCACUACUGCACUUUACUUCACAUACUCAGCCCUCGAGGAGGAAAUGGACCGCAACCAGGACCAUCCAGCCUUCGCUCCCUUGUACUUCCCCAUGGAGCUGCAUCGGAAGGAGGCACUGAUUAAGGACAUGGAGUAUUUCUUUGGUGAGGACUGGGAGAAGCAGGUGCAGUGCUCUGAGGCCACCCGAAAGUAUGUGGAGCGGAUCCACUAUGUGGGGCAGAAUGAGCCGGAGCUGCUGGUGGCCCAUGCCUAUACUCGCUACAUGGGGGACCUCUCGGGGGGCCAGGUGCUUAAGAAGGUGGCCCAGAGGGCUCUGAAACUCCCCAGCACGGGAGAGGGGACCCAAUUUUACCUGUUUGAGAAUGUGGACAACGCGCAACAGUUCAAACAGUUCUACAGGGCCAGGAUGAAUGCCCUGGACCUGAACCUGAAAACCAAAGAGAAGAUUGUGGAGGAGGCCAACAGGGCCUUUGAGUACAACAUGCAGGUAUUCAAUGAACUGGACCAGGCUGGCUCCUUGCUGGCCAAAGAAAUCCUGGAGGAUGGGCUCCCCGUGCACAAUGGGAAAGGAGAUGUGCGUAAAUGCCCCUAUUACACUGCUAACCAAGACAAAGGUGCCCUGGAGGGUAGAAGUUGUCCCUUCGGAAUAGCCCUGGCUGUGCUGAGCAAGCCCAGCCUCCAGUUCAUUCUGGCUGCUAGUGUGGCUCUGGCUGCUGGCCUCUUGGCCUGGUACUACAUGUGAAACACCCAUCACCACGUUGGCGCCCUCCUCCUGAGUGACUGCUGAUCCGCUCCCACCUCUACCUGUGACAAAACCACCACCCCAGGUGACUUUUUAAAAAUGCUGGGUUUGAGAAAAGCAACCAAUAAAAGCCAGACACUAAA
Molecule: messenger RNA, 1311 nt
Organism: Eptesicus fuscus (big brown bat)
Lineage: Eukaryota; Metazoa; Chordata; Mammalia; Chiroptera; Vespertilionidae
Gene: HMOX2
Product: heme oxygenase 2
Exons: 6
Coding region: 218-1168 (316 amino acids)
Biological process (GO): heme catabolic process; response to oxidative stress; heme oxidation
Molecular function (GO): heme oxygenase (decyclizing) activity; heme binding
Source: RefSeq, a predicted model, not a curated record